AUGGACCCUUCCAAUAUUAAUAUUUACGAAUAUGAAAGUUUUGUGGAUGAAUAUGAACAUGAAGAAUUUGAGAAUUCUGAAGUAACUAAUGUUAAUGAGAAUACUGACACCUUUGUUUCAACUAAUAUUAUUGAAAUCAGUGAUGAUAUAAGUGAAGAAAAUAUUGAAGAAUCUACAAAUAGUAGAA
Messenger RNA from Entrophospora sp. SA101, 187 nucleotides. The record is from the annotation of a GenBank genome assembly. Lineage: Eukaryota; Fungi; Glomeromycota; Glomeromycetes; Entrophosporales; Entrophosporaceae.